This is a messenger RNA of Aureococcus anophagefferens, 438 nucleotides long. RefSeq lists its product as hypothetical. The annotation marks the transcript as partial. Lineage: Eukaryota; Pelagophyceae; Pelagomonadales; Pelagomonadaceae. The record is from RefSeq and is a predicted model, not a curated record. The transcript has 3 exons.
AGGACCUGGCAGGUCUACCUCAGCGGCGAGAUCCACAGCGACUGGCGCGAGGUCAUCGCCGCCGGCGUCGCGGACCGCGAGCUGCCCGUCGAGCUCGCGGCGCCCAUCACGUCCCACGAGGACAGCGACGACUGCGGCGCCGUCAUCCUCGGCGACGAGGCCUCGCGGCCCAACUACGACGGCAAGGGCGCGCGGCUCAACCUCAUCCGCGCGCGGACGGGGCGGCAAGCGCGCGCGACACGCACGCGGACGCUCAUCGACGCGGCGGACGUCGUCGUCGUCCGCUUCGGCGACAAGUACCGCCAGUGGAACGCGGCCUUCGACGCGGGCUACGCGACGGCCCGGGGCAAGGCCCUCGUGACGCUCCACCCGCCGGGCGUGAGCCACAUGCUCAAGGAGGCCGGCGGCCGUGCGCCGGAAGCGACCGGACCUUCGGAC